AUGGAUGGUCAAAAUGGAUGGAAUGGUAAAAAUGAUGAUGGUUUGAUGUAUAAGCAUCAAAAUCGCCAUUAUCAUGGUCAAUUGUUUACUUCACCAGACUCAUCAUCAUCUAAAGAUCCUUUGUUGGCCAACGACCAUCUUUCUGGUUAUUAUGUUAAUCACUAUGAAUCUGGAAAUAUUGAUAAUCCCAAUUAUAAACAUAAAAGUAACUUGCAUGUUGAUGAUAGAGUGUAUAAUGUAAAGGUAGACGUUGAUGGCGCUGCUGUAGCUGUUUCGGUUGGAAAGCACGGUUUUUCAAACCUAACAGUUGAAACUUCAACAGUUUGCAAGGGAAAUCUAAGCAGACAACCUGUUAAUGGUAAAAUAUUUAUUCAACUUUCUACUGUUAACAACUGUAAUAACAACAACAGUAACAAGUGUAAUAACCGGUUAAAUAGUGAAUCCACCAAGUCUCCCAAUGACAAUCAAUUGAAUAAGUGUAAGAUCAACUGUAAUUUUAUUUGUCACUCUAACAACAACAAAUUUUGCUCUCGUCAAAACUGUUGCUGUUGUUGUCCUUAUCAACAGACAUCUCCAGUGGUCGACUUGGAUCGUACUUUACAUUACUGUCAAAUGGCUCCAAAUCGACGCUCUAUUCCUACCUCAUUAUCUCUUUCUGAUUCAUCUGAUCCAGAAACUUGGGGUUCCUCGCCAAUCACAAGUAUUAAAGUUAAAACAACUUUAGAAUCAAAUGGAUUAGAAAAAAGUGAAACUCAAGGAUCUAAAGUUAGCGACUGCAAAGGGCUCCAUUACAGCCAGUUAAACAAUAGUAACUAUGUUAACAAGAUCAAUGUCAACACUAAUGGUGUUCACAAUGUUGGAAAAGAUAAAAUGAAUAAUUGUGUAAACGUUUCAUCAUCUUGUUCACCAUCAACUUCAGUGAAAAACCAUAACCAUCUUCACCAUAAUAAUCAUCAUGUUAAUAAAAAUAAUACCAGUCAUCAUCCUUGUAGAAAUUGGCCUAAAAUUGAUUUGAUAAGUUCAAUUGAUCCAUUUGAAUCAACUGAUUCCAUGAUUUCAGCUUUUGCUUGUGUUGCACAUGUGAUUAAUAGUGAUUCAGCAAAUGAAGAAGACCAAAUGGAUGGAGAUAAUGAGAUUAUUGGUAUUGAUGAUGACGAUUCUGAAACUGAACAAGUAAACGAAGAUGAUGAUGGAUCAUACGAUUCCUCCAAUCAUCCUAAUUCAUUAGAAUCACCGGAAAAUUACCAUCCAAUUCACAAGCCACAAUUACUUGGUUUCACUAACAAAACUUGCAUUCCUAGUAAUGGCAAUAGCAAUAAUAAUCGUAAAUUCAAUGGAAACUGUUCAUCUAAUGAUAGAUUCUCCAAUAAAUCUGGUCAGGUAAAUGUGAUCAAACCUUUACCGCCUCCAUUAUCAACUAUACCUCGGCCAACACAACAACCACCUCCACCACCAACUUCAACAUCACUAUCAUCGACAGCCUCAACAUUGGUUCCUAAAAUUCAGCAAAACUCAUCUAAACCAAAUGUUCCUGUUUCAGUUACUAAACCAAUAACUGCAAAAGAUCAUCUUUAUGAAACAAUUUACCCUUCCAAUAUUCGUCUUACCAGAGACUCGAGAUAUUUUGUCGAUUAUCAAAAUUACAAUUCAAUCUUGAGCCAACCUGUUGAUCUGAUUUCACCAUUGGACUCUUCUAAACGUGUCUCUAAUGGAAAUGGCAACAGCGCUGACAGCAAUAACGAUUUAAGUGACAUUAGUCAAAAUUCAUCCACCAAUAGUCCAAUCAAUAGUAAAGUAAACAUGGUUCGACGGCCAACUUAUACAUCAUCGUUUGCUGGUAAUAGUAAUUACAAAAAUGGUCGUUUGUCAACCUCAUCGACAUCAUCAAGUCUCAAUCAGAAGCAAAAAAAUUACCAUCAAGUCCAACGGUCAACCUUGCAACCGUACAACCAUCAAAAUCAUCUUCCUGGUCUUAAUUCAAGCUCAUUGUGUAAACCAUCACUUUCAUCUUCUUCAUCAUUAUUAUCACCUCCUUUAUAUACCUCACCUUCAGAAACAAAUCAAGGUAAUCAACGAUUGUUGAAAAAAUCGGAUUCCAUUCAUCAAAACCAUUUAGCAUCAUCAAAUUCAUCAUCAACACCAAUCAAUAGACCAACUUUUUUACCAUUCAACAAACCAGUUAGCUUUCCAUCAGAAUCUUAUGAUCAAGUAGACAAUAAAAUCAAUAAUAAACCUUCACCAAUAAUUAACGAAAUUAACGUUAAUGGUAAUUCAUCUGCAACAUUACCCAAUGAGAAUGAUAAAAAUGCCUCCAAUCAAGUGACUGCCAAAAACGCAAAAGCUAGCGAUCUUAAACCUGAUCAAGUUUACCCAAACCCAAUCACAAUGCCGAUCAUAUCCAGAGCCAAUGUAAGGUCGACAGAGGAAUAUGCAACAGUUAAUAAAACACGAUCAAUUAAAUCACUGAAAAGUGCUACUUUAACACCAUCAACUCCAAUCAGUUACAAUGAUGAAAUUAAAUUAUUAUCCAAAGAUGAUUCAAUUCUUAACACAAAAUCAAAAGCAAAUGAAUCCAAUGGAUCCCCAAUGUCAUUAUCAUCAUCAACCAGUUCACCAUUGGUAUCACUAUUAACUCCAUCAUUGGAAAAUACUAGUUUUACAGAUUCAAAGGUUCGAGGUGGAACAAAAUCCAAGCAUAAAGAUAAAUCACCAUCAAAUCUAUCACCUUCACCGUCAUCAACAACAUCGUCAUCAUCUCGAUCCUUUUUAUCAAAAUUUUUCUCUUUAACUCAUGUAAUUUCCAGAACAUUUAGCGUUGAAAAGAUUGAUAAACAUCGACAGACUAACAUUCAAGGUAAAGGUACCUUAAUUAAAUCUGCUGUCUCCACACCAGCCUUAUCAUCAGCAAGACCUUUUAAUGAUCUCAAUGGUAAUAAUCAAGUUACCAAUCAGUUUAAUUCAACUCGCACCCUAAUUGAAUCCGGUUGUACAAUCAAUAAUCAAGAAAAUGUUGAACCUGUUUCCCUACCAAUUCAGUCAUCAGGAUCAAAAUCCUUGCAAACAAAGUCAUCGUCAUCAUCAUCCUUCGUCCGAGCCUUUAAGAAUAGGUUAAGCCUUCGACGAAGCAAGCGUAAGGUUAAAGUUAAGGUGGACGUUACUCGAACCAAAUCAGAUCCAAGAGGAUCCAAAGUCAAUCGAUAUGAAGAUGAUAAGAUGUUGCCUAAACAAUCAAUGAAAGAAGAAACAGUUUUCGGUUCAAUUGUAUCAACGCCGGGUGAUUACAUGAAAAUUGUUGAAAUUCAUCGGCCUCAGGGUAAACCUUUUGGCUUUUUUGUUGCUCGAGGAACUGUAAAUAAUAUUAAAGGUAUUUUCAUCUCAAGGAUUGACUCUAAUGGGGAAAAGGUGUACCAAGGAUUGCUCGAGAUUGGUGAUCGAUUGAUUGAAAUUGAUGGCAUCGAUGUGACCGAGGCUUCAGUUAUUCAAGUUAACCAACUCAUGUCCAACAAAACUAAAUUAACCCUCAAGAUUGUUCCAUUCACAGCUUUAAAUAAUAAACCAUGAUACUUGGUUGUAAAACUUUAAUUGCACCGAGUUAUGGGAAGCUGUUUAAAAAUGAUUAGAUUGUCUUAUUGUUGCCAGCUUGGUUAAACUAAUAUUUAUAGUAUUUCAUGUUAUCGUCUAUUAGCGUCACUGGCUAUUUUUUACUUGGAAACAUUGAUCGUUGAACUUUUGUGAAUUUCAAAGUGUUGUGUAUAGAUUUAAGUUUCAUGGUUGUCGUAUUGAACACCAAAAUGUAUUAAUCUUAUUGUAAUUUAAAUUUGUUCCCUCUAUUUACCCAAACUUUAUAUCAACUAUUUACCUGAGAUAGUUUCAAAGUGAUCUUAAGAUGGGCAUUGUUUUAAUUAUAAUUGAGUGUAAAUAGACAUUACUAAAUUUAAUUAUUUUUGUUGACAUUAAAGAAUCACUUAAGAUAUUAAAAGUAA
Tetranychus urticae (two-spotted spider mite) is the source of this 3983-nucleotide messenger RNA. RefSeq lists its product as uncharacterized. Lineage: Eukaryota; Metazoa; Arthropoda; Arachnida; Trombidiformes; Tetranychidae. Gene Ontology annotation, molecular function: protein binding. The record is from RefSeq and is a predicted model, not a curated record. Gene Ontology annotation, biological process: establishment or maintenance of cell polarity; centrosome cycle; regulation of cellular localization. Gene Ontology annotation, cellular component: apical plasma membrane; nucleus; cell cortex.